CCACGUCACACAGUGCCACGUCAAACAAAGUGCCACGUCAAACAAAGUGCCACGUCAGCAGUGCCACGUCAGCAACAUGACGGGCCUGCCAGGGCAACUCCCCAACGAGUCCCUUGCAGCCUACAAGCAGCGGUUCCAGGCUCAGAUAGAGGCUGAGGAACAACGCCAGCUGGCAGCCGAGGCUGCCCGCGUACAAGCUGAAGAGGCAGCAGCAGCAGAACAACUGCAGCUACAGGCCGAUGCAGACGCUGAUGCCCAGGCUCGCCGCAAGGAAGCCCAGGAUUUGCUGCAGCGGCAUGAAGCCAACAGCAUCGAUAGACUCAAGUACUGGCAUUUUGAACCGAACGGCGACGAGGCAACACCGGAAGAGAAGCACAAGGAGUUCCUCUCCAAACUCGUGACGCGGUUGUUGUAUGCUUGCAACUACCAACGGUCAGAGUUGGAGAGACAGUACCAGAACCUGACGCAACAGCAUCAGGAGUUGGCACAACUCCGCCGCAUGGUGCAGAGCCACGAGGAUGCAACUCGAGCACUCAAUGCCCGAUUGCUGGACCUGGAACAGGCUGUACCAGGACCAGCUGUUGGGGCUUCCAGCAGUGCACCCUCUAGCCGCCAACUGGAGGAUCGCGUUGACCACGUAGUGGCAAUGCUCGGCGACAUCAGCACUUUCGCUGCGCCGACCACCACCAUCAGCAGUCAGCUGCAUACAUUGAAGACCGAGGUCCAGCAGCUGCAGACGACGAAAGCGGGAGCCGAAGAUUGCCCAAAUCUGGAGCUGCCUUUCACUCAUCUCAGACAUGAGUUCUACUACAGAUCCUGCGCUGCAUUGAGCCAGGCUCUUGGUGAUCGCGAGCACUACUCCACUUUCGCCGAGAUUAUCGACAAGGCGAGAGAGAUCAUCAAGACCAACAGGACAAUUUUCAUGGGUCAAGUUUGGCUUGACCGAGGCGAAGUACAAGGUCCGCGGCCGCUACGGCAGCUGCUAUUGGUGCAACAGCACCAAGCACAAGACCUCCCUGUGCCAAGAUCAGGGCAAGGAGGAUGUGCGACCCCGCCUCAGAUCGGGUCCGCGGAAGGUGAGGCGACUCCACCUUCUACUCCGCCAGAUUCGGCCGCCUUGCUAGCGGCCUCCUGCACAUCUGGGGAGGAUGCGAAUGUCGCAAGUCCUCGGUAUACUUGCGAGGAUGAUGCUGUCCACUUGGUUCCACCGCUGGACCAACCGCUCCAUGUGCAACAGUCCACCGCAUGCACGGUUUCAUCACCAUCGGCAACCGAUUCGGCAGCUUCGCCGCAAUCUAUCGCCGGGGAUUCGACGUCAUGGUCAAGACUUGAAGAGCUCGACCCAUUGACGUUCACGGACUUCCAGUGGAUGCCCGUUCCCUCAACCGGACAAUUGCCGAAACCGCAUUGCAACAUGCUUAUGGCACAAUUGCGGGACUACUUGCACACUGCAGUACCAGCUCCGUUGAUGGACGCCGGAGCAGAGGUUGUCGACCUUCACGCUUUCAACGCGAAGAUCGACCGCGAGUUCAAGACGCAACGGUACGACGACAUCGACGCACCAUUGCUAUACAUACGCAUUCAGAUCGGAGAGGCGACCUGCAGUGCCUUGAUCGAUUGCGGAGCAUCUCGCAACUACAUCAGCCAGGACUUCAUGGUACGCGCCGGCCUUGGCCCACGUGUCUGGAGGAAGUCCCAGCCUAUGCAAGUCACCCUGGCAGACGGUCAUACGCACAAGUCCAUCGACUGGUGCAUUGACGCCGUCCCAGUGUACUUUGCCCCUCACGCAAGUGAGGCGGUGWCCUUYGACAUUCUGGACACCAAAUUCGACAUGAUCUUGGGCAURUCAUGGCUGCGAAGCAAGGAUCACCCGGUGAACUUCUUCAACCGCACCGUUCACGUUCGUGACCGGAAUGGAGUAUUAGUUCCAUGCACGGUGCCUCUUCCUCAUCCUUCGACCAGCUGCAACGUGGUAUCCGCCACAAUCAUGCGAGCUUCCAUCAUCAGAGACGACACCAAGGAGAUGGGGGUGUGUUUUCUCCACGCCCUCCCGCCCCAUGAUGCUUCCUCAACGAACUCACCUUCGGAUCCACGCAUCACCGAACUUCUCGACGCCUACAGCGACGUGUUCGAAGGCCCGCACGGAGUAGUACCGGAUCGACCCAUCCGCCACGAGAUCAUCCUCGAGGACGGGGCCGUACCUCCGCACGGUUGCAUCUAUCGAACGAGCAAGGAAGAGUUAAGUGUGCUUCGGGCACAACACGACGACCUUCUGGAGAAAGGCUGGAUUCGGCCUAGCUCAUCGCCAUAUGGUGCUCCUGUUCUAUUCGUCCGGAAGAAGAACAAGGACCUGCGGUUGUGCAUCGAUUAUCGCAAGCUCAAUGCGCAGACGAUCAGGAACGUCGGCCCUCUACCACGCAUCGACGACCUUCUCGAGCGAUUGGGCGGCGCCCAGUUCUUCUCUAAGCUGGAUCUCAAGUCAGGGUACCACCAACUCGAGAUUCGCAAGGAGGAUCGCUACAAGACCGUGUUCAAGACACGCUAUGGGCAUUUCGAAUGGCUGGUCAUGCCAUUUGGCCUUACGAAUGCCCCAACCAUUUUCCAAGGGGCUAUGACGACGGACCGGAGUCUGGACGAGCAUGUGGAACACUUGCGCACCGUUUUGGAGCGGCUACGACAGGCCAAGUACAAAGCAAACCGCGACAAGUGCGAGUUCCCACACCAGGAGCUGGAGUACUUGGGACACUAUGUGACGCCGCAAGGCAUUCGUCCGCUUGCGAACAAGAUCGAGGCCCUACGGGAAGACAUUGUCAGCGACCGCGACACUCGUUUCAUGUCGGCGUUUUGGANCGGUGUACCAGAAGACAUUGUCAGCGACCGCGACACUCGUUUCAUGUCGGCGUUUUGGACUGCUCUCAUGCAGGAGUCCGGCACAACAAUGAAACUAAGUUCGACUCGACAUCCUCAGACAGACGGGCAGACGGAGCGGGCACAUCAAACCGCUCAAAUGAUGCUUCGUACGCUCAUUCGUCCGAACCAGAAAGAUUGGGUUGACCGCCUCCCCGACAUCGAGUUCACCUACAACACUUCUGUGCAUCCGGCGAUCGGCGUGACUCCAUUCGAGUUGCACCACGGUGGACGAAAAGGCCGGAUUUUCGCAGACCUUCUCCUCCCUCGACCAACCGACAUUGACGUUGCCUGCUCUCCCGCUUCCGUCCGGAAGUACAGGGAAUUGCUGACUCAAGCCCGCGCAAAUAUGCAGAAGGCUCAAGUCCGCAUGCAGCAGCAAGCCAACAGGCGUCGCGUACCAUGUCCCAUCCGCGCCGGUGAUCUGGUUUGGGUCUCCGCGGAAGAGUUUGCAUUGGAACAGGAUGUUUCACGCAAACUGCUUCCCAAGUGGUUUGGACCUUGGUCGGUGACAACAGCCGCGGGCGAUGAGCCCGAUGGCCCUUCAUUUGUGAUCAACAUUCCAAAGCAUUUGACGGUCCAUCCGGUCUUCCACGCCUCGAAGCUGGCAACAUACACGCCAGCCAAGAGCGACGACUUUCCGGACCGACGAUCACAAGACCCUCCUUCUAUGGAUGGCCAUCAGGAAGUUGACYGCGUCAUCUCCGAUCGCAAGUUCGGCAGCAAGCCGCAGCAGUACAAAGUCACAUUCAAAGCAUGCGAUCGUGACGACACUCGGUGGAUUUCAGGAGCAGAUUUGAAAGCAUCCACACCGCUGAUCUACGCGCAUUAUGAAAAGCGGAGGUUAGCUCAGGAAGCUUCACGACCAGCCCCUCCCACCCAGACUGUGGUCCCUCCCUCAGACAGACAGGUUCGCCCUUGCAGGUAAGCUCGGUUCUUCAAGUAGGGGGGGGUGUGGCAUACUGCGUAGCCACACGGGCCCUGCAGGGCCCGUUCCGAACAUUCAGCCUAACAGCCUAAAAC
Molecule: messenger RNA, 3930 nt
Organism: Chara braunii
Lineage: Eukaryota; Viridiplantae; Streptophyta; Charophyceae; Charales; Characeae
Source: the annotation of a GenBank genome assembly